Molecule: messenger RNA, 4575 nt
Organism: Ceratitis capitata (Mediterranean fruit fly)
Lineage: Eukaryota; Metazoa; Arthropoda; Insecta; Diptera; Tephritidae
Gene: tsh
Product: protein teashirt
Exons: 3
Coding region: 595-3615 (1006 amino acids)
Biological process (GO): regulation of transcription by RNA polymerase II
Cellular component (GO): nucleus
Molecular function (GO): DNA binding; DNA-binding transcription factor activity, RNA polymerase II-specific
Source: RefSeq, a predicted model, not a curated record
AAUAAAAAGUAUUUUUAAUUAAUAACUGAAAAUAAAAUUCCUAAAAUAACUGUGCAAAAAUUUAAAAGCUAAGUAGUUUAUAUUUCCUAACUUAAAAAGCAAAGCAAACAAAAAUCCUACAACAACUAUUUAUGCUAGUAAAUAGUUACAGAAAAAUACGAUUUACAACAAAAAUAACACGAACAACAAAAACUCGUUUAACAAAUGUGUAUACGUCUGAAAAGCAUUAAAUGUAAAACAAAAUUAUCUGAAAAAAAAAACACAAAAAAUCCCAUCCCAUAAAUACUAUAAUAAUUAAGUGCAUAUUUAAGAAUUGAUAAAAAGUAAGCUGUUGAACAACUAGUUGCUAAAACCAACAACAACAACAUCUACAUUCUUUCAAAUCAAUAAACCCUCCACGAAAUUCUCCGCCAGAAGCCAAAUUGUUACUAUACAUUUUUCGAUUAACAAACAUAGUUGAAGUGUAUAAACUUUAAAGAAGAAAAACACAAAAAAAAAUAAUAAUAAUAAUAAAAAAGAAUAAUAAUAAUAAAAAGCAUUUUCUCAUUGACAAUUUGUCAACAAAAUACCGCCAAAAUUCAGCAAAAUAUAAAUAUGUUGCACGAAGCGCUCAUGCUUGAGAUCUACCGGCAGGCGUUAAAUGCUGGCGCCCUACCGACAGCACGGCCUCGCUCCACAGAAUCGGCCAACUCAAGCGAGCGCUGUCCAUCGCACGAUUCCAAUUCCUCAGAGAAUGGCCGCGAUUGUCGAGAAAAUGCCAAUGCCGUGGCGGCUAAUGCUGCUGCAGCUGCAGCUGCCGCCGCCAGUGCUGGCAUGUUGCCCCUGCCAUCCUCAAUGACUGCUACAUUCCCAGCUGUACCUCAGAAUUUACCCGCACAGCCACCAUCGAUGGAGGCAUAUCUGCAAAUGGUGGCCGCCGCUGCACAACAAUAUGGAUUUCCGUUAGGUGGCGCAGCAGGUCCACGUUUUCAGCUACCAUUGCCUGCAGAUGCCGCCGCACCAUUCAAACUACCACCACAAGCAUCACCCACCGCUUCAAGCAAUAAUUCAGAGGCUUUAGACUUUCGCACAAAUCUCUUUGGACGUGCCGCCUCAACGGAUCCAGCACCUUCCGAGGAGGAGGACGACGAUGAGGAAGCUAAUGACGCUAAUAAUCCGCUUGAUUUAUCGGUUGGCACGCGUAAGCGUUCAGCAGAUGGCAAUAACGAACCGGACUCGACGAUCGGGCAAAUACAAGUGAAGAAAAUAUUCAAAACCGAUAGCCCACCCUUGGUGGCACCACCACCGACGGUGCCUUCAGCACCACUCUUACCGGCCGUCAAUCCGUAUUUGGCAGCUGUUGCCGCAGCAAAUAUUUUCCGUACCGGGCAGUUUCCCGAUUGGAAUGGCAAGAAUGAUUUGGUUGUCGAUCCGUUAGAGAAAAUGUCCGAUAUUGUAAAGGGCCCGCGUAAGGAGAAGUCUUCACGUUCCUCAGCGAGCAGUACACCCACCACACCGACUGCUGGUGCACAACCACCAACUUCUGCUGCUGCUGCUAACACGCCAAAUACAGCCACUACGCUAACCGCCUCCACCGAGGGCAUGUCCAAGGCGCGUCACAACAUCUGGCAGUCACAUUGGCAGAACAAAGGUGUGGCCAGCUCAGUUUUUCGUUGCGUUUGGUGUAAACAGAGUUUCUCCACGUUGGAAGCGCUCACUACGCACAUGAAGGACAGCAAACACUGUGGCGUGAAUGUACCGCCAUUCGGCAACUUGCCCAACACCGAUCGCCAUCACCAACCACCGCCACCGCAGGCGAACAGUGGCUCACAACACUCGCACAACCUACGAAAGCAAGUCGGCAGUGGUGGUGGCGCACAAAAUAAUUCGUCUUCCACACCCUCCGCAGCAGCCAAGAACGCAUUCCAGUAUCGCGGCGAUCCGCCCACCCCAUUGCCGCGUAAAUUGGUGCGCGGCCAGAAUGUAUGGCUGGGUAAGGGCGUCGAGCAAGCUAUGCAGAUAUUGAAGUGCAUGCGUUGUGGCGAAAGUUUCCGUUCGCUCGGCGAGAUGACCAAGCACAUGCAGGAGACCCAGCAUUACACAAACAUUUUGUCACAAGAACAAACGAUCUCAAUGAAAUCCUCCGGUGGCGGUGAUGCCAAAGAUGGUCACAACAGUCUGAGCUCGGAAGAAAGCCGUACACUAAGCGCUGUGCUAACGUGUAAAGUGUGUGAUAAGGCAUUUAAUUCCUUGGGCGAUCUCAGUAAUCAUAUGGCUAAGAAUAAUCAUUACGCCGAGCCGCUCAUGCAGUCUAUGGCCGGUGGUGCUGGUAGCCGCAAGCGACCGGCACCCAAAAAACGCGAGAAAUCCCUACCGGUGCGCAAGUUGCUUGAAAUGAAAGGUGCCCAGAAUGAGGCCGCUGAAAGCAUGGAAGCCAAGAUGCAACGCACCUAUGAAAAUGCCAAACGCAUGCCACUAGAAGGCACUGGUAUCGGACCGGGUAACGAUAAGUCUGAUGCCGCACUCUUUGCCGAACGCAUGCGUCAAUAUAUAACGGGUGUAAAAGUGACUGACGAUGAAGCAGCCAAGGCCGGGCUCAACGCAAGCGGUUUAAUGAACAAAACUAAGUCACCUGAGUUGGAGCCAAAAAAUGGCGCAACUAAAUCCACAACGGGCUCCUCGUCAGUACUCAGUGCUAUUGAGCAGAUGUUCACUACCAGUUUUGAUACGCCACCGCGUCACGCGAGCUUGCCGGCCACUAGUCCAUCUAAUUCCUCAACUAAGAACACAUCACCGGUCGCUUCGAGCAUACUGAAGCGUCUGGGAAUCGACGAAACUGUCGACUACAACAAGCCUUUAAUUGACACAUCGGAUCCGUACUAUCAGCAUUACCGUUACACAAGCAGUGAACGUAGUGGCAGCGAGUGUAGUGCUGAGACACAUGUCGAGGCAAGGAAAAUGGACAUUCCCACGCCAGAAAAGCAACAGCAACAACAGCAGCCAUCAGUAGAAAUGUUGAACUGCAUGGAACAAAAAUCCAAUGAACUUAAACGCGAGCUCGAGUCAUACAAACAACAGUCAGCACAAGCCGACGUAGUGAUGGAACAAGCACCACAAAUCAAAAUGGAGAUCAAGUCUGAAGUUGAGGAGGACGAACGUGGUAAUGAGAGUCCGGAAAAUGGCGCCGGCAAUGAGAUCACUGCAAUGCAGCAUGUCGCUAAUGGCGCUGACUUUUCUCUAACCAACAAUAACAAUAAUAAUAAUAACAACAACAGCAAAGAACGCAGUGUUACACCACCCAAAUCAGCUGGACCGGUGAGUCCUGUCAUGAAUAAAACGCUAGCACCACGCAGUCCCACCGAUAGUCAUCGUUCCGUUACACCGAAAUCACCGGCAUCCAGUAUUAAAUCGUACGAUGGUGAAAAGAAAUAUCCGAGUGAUUCGCUAAAUGCGCUCUCCUCCAUGUUUGAUUCGCUGGGCAGUUCCAGUAAUACCAAUACGCCAAAUACGCGCUCUCAAGCAUCUGCUAUGACAUCAUCACUAAGUCAUAAAAUCGAUUCGCCCGAAAAUCUCACCACCUCCAAUUCGCUUGCUGCUUUACGUCAAUUUUGCAUAAAAAAAGAGAAAACUGCUUAAAUCUCAGCUUUUAUGUUUUUCGUCUCGCGAGAGAGAAACAGAUUUCAAAAAUUUUUUGUUUGCCACCUGACGCCCUGGGUGUUGGGCUUUUUUGUGUACGAGUGUCGCGCGCUGCGGACGCGUCAUGUCCGAAUGCUUUUCACAAGCCGCACUCCGCUAAAAAAGGGCUUUGUGUGAUGCGGAAGUCGGAUAAAAAUACAAAUUAUGGGAAAAAGAAAAAAAAAACGAAAAAAAAUAAUAAAAAAAAAUUUAAAUAAAUGAAAUAAAAAUUUAAAAAAAAUAUAUACAAAAAAAAAAUUGGUGUGUGACUUUCCACAGUACUACGUCAAACGUCAAACAGAUGAAGUGUGGUGUAGGGUGAGAUAACAAAGACUCCAAGGAAGACAAUGCGUUUCUUCAAAGACACAGUUUGUUUGAAUAAACAGCGCUGAGGAAAGAGAGAGGCCGAGAGUGGAUAGAGGAGACAAGCAAGCAUGAGUUAUAUGCAGAAAAUGUACGGAAACGAGUCCAACCAAGGGAGCAUUGACCGGGCUAAAGUGUGAGCGAACGAAAUUUUUGCCAAGCUGUGCAUCUUGCUAAAAGCGGAAGGACCCGCCGUGCACGACACGGAACGAAGGGUUCUUUUACGUAGUAGUAUUGUUGUACGAGCAGUGGGAACGCAGCAGCAGCAGCUGUAGAAGAGCGGACAAAUCGAAUUAAAAAAAAAAUAAGAAGAAUUCAUAUUAACAGUGACAAGAAUGUUGACGAGUGAGACGAGGAUUACGCAAAGGAAACUCAACUCUUUCAACUCCAUGACCGAGACAAAUGCAAUAAUUAUGCAGUCCGCCGACAAAACACAAGUUGGGACCAGCUAAGAGCCAUGCCAAAUUAACCAGCACGAAUCAGGCGAAACCGACAUUUGUGGAUUGUUACGCGCGUCGAGCACCAGAAUUUUACGGGAGCAAAAACGAAAAAAAAAAA